AUGGAUGGGCUAAACGGCUCCAUGGUUUCUGAAUUUGUGUUGCUGGGACUCUCAACUGCCUGGGAAACUAAAGCUUUUCUCAUGCUGACAUUCUCCUUACUCUACUUAGGGAUCAUCUUGGGAAAUCUCUUCAUUGUCUUCUUAAUAAUUGUUGAUUCUCAUUUGCAUUCUCCUAUGUACUUCCUGCUGGCUAACCUGUCCUUCAAUGAUGUGUGGAUUUCCUCUACCACAAUUCCUAAGAUGAUCUCAGAUAUCUUAAGUGAAUACAAAGUCAUUUCUUUCCAAGGAUGUAUGACACAGAUAUGCUUCAUCCACAUCAUGGGAGGAGUGGAGAUGGUGCUGCUCAUAGCCAUGGCAUUUGACAGGUACAUUGCAAUCUGUAAGCCUCUUCACUACUUGAACAUUAUGAGCCCUAAAAGGUGUGCUUCAUUUGUAGUCCUUGGCUGGGUAGUAGGAGUGAUCCAUGCUAUGUCUCAAUUUUCUUUUGUUAUAAACUUGCCUUUUUGUGGUCCUAAUAAAAUAGAUAGCUUUUACUGUGAUUUUCCCAGGGUUAUAAAACUUGCAUGCUUAGAUGGAGCCAAAUUUGAGUUUGUUGUUGCAGCCAACAGUGGCUUUAUGAGCAUGGGCACCUUCUUCCUGCUUCUGCUUUCCUAUGUCUUCAUUUUGAUCACAGUCUGGAAACGAUCUUCAGGAGACUUAUCCAAGGCACUUGUUACUUUGUCAGCUCACAUCACUGUAGUUGUCCUUUUUUUCACUCCGUGUAUGUUUCUGUACGUGUGGCCUUUCCCCACAUCACCAAUUGACAAAUACCUGUUCAUUGCUGACUUUGCAAUCACCCCUGCCUUGAAUCCUGUCAUCUAUACCUUAAGGAACAAAGACAUAUUGAUAGCAAUUCAAAGACUGAGAAAACAGAUUCAUUAUGACAGAUUUUGCUGA
This is a messenger RNA of Heterocephalus glaber (naked mole-rat), 936 nucleotides long. RefSeq names its product olfactory receptor 4F21. Gene Ontology annotation, cellular component: membrane. Gene Ontology annotation, biological process: G protein-coupled receptor signaling pathway. Lineage: Eukaryota; Metazoa; Chordata; Mammalia; Rodentia; Bathyergidae. Gene Ontology annotation, molecular function: G protein-coupled receptor activity; olfactory receptor activity. The record is from RefSeq and is a predicted model, not a curated record.